AUGGUAACCACUUCCCAAGUUUAUAGAUCCACCAGAUCCUCAGACAAGGCUACUAAAACAUUCGAAGAAGCCGUUAUCCAAGGUUUGGCUUCCGAUGGUGGUUUAUUUAUUCCUCCAACCAUCCCACAAGUCUCUCAUGAAACUUUAUUCAAUAAAUGGAGUAAAUUAUCUUUCCAAGAGUUAGCUUUUGAGAUCAUGAGACUUUACGUCGACCCACAAGAAAUCCCAGAUGCGGACUUAAAAGAAUUGAUCAACAGAUCUUAUUCUACUUUCCGUUCCGAUGAAGUCACACCUUUAGUUAAAAACAUUACUGGUGAUAAAGAAAAUUUACAUAUCUUGGAAUUGUUCCAUGGUCCAACUUAUGCAUUCAAGGAUGUUGCUCUACAAUUCGUCGGUAAUUUGUUCGAGUAUUUCUUGCAAAGAACUAACAAAGAUUUACCAGAAGGCCAAAAAAAGCAAAUUACUGUUGUUGGUGCUACUUCAGGUGACACUGGUUCCGCUGCUAUCUAUGGGUUAAGAGGUAAGAAGGAUGUUUCUGUCUUCAUCUUAUAUCCAACCGGUAGAAUCUCACCAAUUCAAGAAGAACAAAUGACUACUGUUCCAGAUAAAAAUGUUCAAACUUUAUCUGUUAAGGGUACUUUCGAUAACUGUCAAGACAUUGUUAAAGCUAUUUUCGGUGAUAAGGAAUUCAAUUCAAAGCAUAACGUUGGUGCUGUGAAUUCUAUCAAUUGGGCAAGAAUUUUAGCACAAAUCACAUACUAUUUCUACUCUUACUUCAAAGCUACAAAUGGUACUGAAGGUAGAGUGAAAUUUGUUGUCCCAAGUGGUAACUUUGGUGAUAUUCUUGCCGGGUUCUUCGCCAAGAAGAUGGGUCUACCAGUGGAAAAAUUAGUAAUUGCCACCAAUGAAAAUGAUAUUCUGGACAGAUUCUUAAAAUCUGGAACCUACGAAAGAUCUGAUAAGGUUGCCGUUACCUUGUCACCAGCUAUGGACAUUUUAAUUUCUUCAAAUUUCGAAAGAUUAUUAUGGUUCUUAGCCCGUGAUUAUUUAGCAUCCAAUGAUGAUUUGAAGGCUGGUAAGAUUGUUAAUGAUUGGUUCCAACAAUUGAAGACCGAAGGCAAGUUCCAAGUCGACUCGGUUGCGAUCAAAGGUGCCUUAAGCGACUUUGCAUCUGAAAGGGUCUCUGACUCUGAAACUUCUGCCACUAUCAAAAAGAUGUACCAAGAAUCUGUAAAUCCAAAGAAGUACGUGUUGGACCCACAUACUGCUGUCGGUGUCUGUGCUGCUGAAAGAUUAAUUGCCGCUGAUAAGGAUUCUUCCAUAAAUUAUAUUUCUUUGUCGACCGCUCAUCCAGCCAAAUUCGCUGAUGCCGUCAACAAGGCUUUGUCAUCCUUUGAAGGUUAUUCAUUUGAAAAAGAUGUGUUACCAGCUGAAUUGAAAAAAUUAUCAACUUUACAAAAGAAAUUGAAAUUCGUUGAAAGACCAGAUGUUGAACUAGUCAAGGCUGCCAUUGAAGAAGAAUUAGCCAAAAUGGAUUUAUAA
Naumovozyma castellii is the source of this 1542-nucleotide messenger RNA. It is a transcript of the gene THR4, whose product is annotated as threonine synthase THR4. The coding region runs from base 1 to 1542 and encodes 513 amino acids. The transcript has a single exon. The record is from RefSeq and is a predicted model, not a curated record. Lineage: Eukaryota; Fungi; Ascomycota; Saccharomycetes; Saccharomycetales; Saccharomycetaceae.